CCUUGCAAGCUUUUGGGCUCGCACAGUUCGUCAGGAAAAGAAGAAAUCAAAGAUGGCAAGAGCUCUCACAGGUAGAGAAGAAGCUUCAUCUGGCAAAGGAGAAAUCAGAGAUUACGAAAAUUUGACGUAGCAGUCAAGGAUCCUUCAAACCAAAAAUGUGGAAGAAAGAAAACUGUGUCCUUCAGCAGCAUGCCAUCAGAGAAGAAGAUAAGCAGUGCUAGUGACUGUAUCAGCUUUAUGCAGGCUGGCUGUGAACUGAAGAAAGUUCGUCCAAAUUCCCGGAUUUAUAAUCGUUUUUUCACUUUAGACCCUGACUUGCAAGCUCUUCGGUGGGAACCUUCCAAGAAAGAUCUUGACAAAGCUAAGCUUGAUAUCUCUGCUAUAAAAGAGAUCAGACCAGGGAAAAACACUGAAACGUUCAGGAACAAUGGACUUGCAGACCAGAUUUCUGAGGACUGUGCUCUCUCUAUAAUUCAUGGGGAGAACUAUGAAUCUCUAGACCUGGUUGCCAAUUCAGCUGAUGUGGCCAAUAUUUGGGUGUCAGGUUUGCGUUACUUGGUUUCACGUAGCAAACAACCUCUGGAUUUGAUGGAAAGCAGCCAUAAUACCCCUCGGUUUGUGUGGUUAAAAACUGUAUUUGAUACUGCAGAUGUUGAUGGCAAUGGUAUAAUGUUGGAAGAUACAUCUGUAGAGUUAAUAAAACAGCUUAAUCCCACUCUAAAGGAAUCAAAGAUCCGGUUAAAAUUUAAGGAAAUCCAGAGAAGUAAAGAAAAACUCACAACUCGAGUAACUAAAGAGGAAUUUUGUGAAGCAUUCAGUGAACUUUGCACAAGACCUGAGGUGUAUUUCUUACUAGUGCAGAUAUCAAAAAACAAGGAAUAUUUAGAUGCCAAUGACCUCAUGCUGUUUUUAGAAGCUGAGCAAGGAGUAACACAUAUCACAGAAGAAAUGUGUCUAGAUAUUAUCCGCAGAUAUGAGCUUUCUCAGGAAGGACGGUUGAAAGGAUUUCUUGCUAUUGAUGGAUUUACUCAGUAUUUGUUAUCCCCAGAAUGUGACAUUUUUGACCCUGAACACAAAAAAGUUGUCCAAGACAUGACCCAGCCUUUAUCACAUUACUAUAUCAAUGCAUCUCACAAUACAUAUCUAAUAGAAGACCAGCUCAGAGGACCUGCUGAUAUUAAUGGUUAUGUUAGGGCUUUAAAGAUGAGCUGUAGAAGUAUUGAACUUGAUGUUUGUGAUGGUCCAGAUAAUGAGCCCAUCAUCUGUAAUCAUAAUAACAUGACAUCACCACUUGCCUUUCGAAGUGUUAUUGAAGUAAUAAACAAACUAGCUUUCAUUUCUUCAGAAUACCCUCUCAUUCUCUGCUUGGGUAAUCACUGUUCAGUACAACAACAGAAGGUAAUGGUUCAACACAUGAAGAGGAUAUUUGGAAACAAAUUGUACACAGAAGCACCUUCACCAUCAGAAACCUACCUCCCAUCACCAGAGAAACUGAAAAUGAAGAUCAUUGUGAAAGGGAAGAAGCUUCCCCCUGAUGAGGAUAUAUUAGAAGGAGAAGUAACUGAUGAAGAUGAAGAGGCUGAAAUAUCUCGAAGGAUGUCUGAAGACUACAGUAGUGCACCAAGGUUGAUCUGGCUCUGCAGGGAACUCUCUGAUUUGGUAUCCUUGUGCAAAUCUGUCCGGUACAAAGAUUUUGAGACAUCUAUGAAAAGUCAAAAUUAUUGGGAAAUCUGCUCUUUUAGCGAGGCAGAAGCCAACAGAGUUGCAAAUGAGUAUCCAGAAGACUUUGUCAAUUACAACAAAAAGCUUUUAUCGAGGGUAUAUCCAAGUGCUAUGAGGAUAGAUUCCAGUAACUUAAAUCCUCAGGAUUUUUGGAAUUGUGGUUGCCAGAUUGUGACAAUGAACUACCAGACACCAGGACCCAUGAUGGAUCUACAUACUGGCUGGUUUCUCCAGAAUGGAGGAUGUGGAUAUGUCCUUAGACCUUCUGUUAUGCGUGAUGAAGUGUCUUAUUUCAGUGCAAAUACAAAGGGCAUUCUUCCAGGGGUCUCUCCCCAAGUUCUACACGUGAAAAUUAUCAGUGGACAGAACUUUCCAAAACCCAAGGGAGCUUGUGCAAAAGGGGAUGUCAUAGACCCAUAUGUUUGCAUAGAAAUACAUGGAAUUCCGGCAGACUGUACUGAACAAAGAACUAAAACUGUUCAGCAAAACAGUGAUAAUCCUAUUUUUGAUGAAAGUUUUGAGUUCCAAAUAAAUCUGCCAGAACUCGCUAUGAUCCGUUUUGUUGUUUUGGACGAUGACUAUAUUGGUGAUGAGUUUAUAGGUCAGUAUACUAUACCACUUGAAUGUUUACAGCCAGGAUAUCGGCAUAUACCCUUGCGCUCUUUUGUUGGAGAUAUCAUGGAACAUGUUACACUUUUUGUUCACAUUGCAAUAACUAAUCGAAGCGGAGGAGGAAAGGCACAAAAGCGUAGCCUGUCCGUGAGAAUAGGAAAAAAAGCAAGAGAGUAUACCAUGCUGAGGAACACAGGCCUUAAGACUAUUGAUGACAUCUUUAAACUAGCAGUGCAUCCAUUACGAGAAGCGACUGACAUGAGGGAAAAUAUGCAGAAUUCCAUAGUGUCUAUUAAAGAGCUUUGUGGACUCCCUCCGAUUGCCAGUCUGAAGCAGUGCAUCCUAACUUUGUCCUCACGGCUUAUAAACAGUGACAACACACCGUCCGUCACUCUCUGUAUGAAAGAUACGUUUCCUUACUUGGAACCUCUGGGCACCACGCCUGAUGUACAGAAAAAAGUUCUAGCUGCAUAUGAUCUGAUGAUUCAAGAGAGCAGGUUUCUUAUCGAAACAGCAGACACCAUUCAUGACAAGAUUGUUCAGUGUCAGAAAGCAGGAAUGGAAUUACAUGAAGAACUUCAUAACCUUGGGGCAAAGGAAGGUCUGAAAGGAAGAAAACUAAGCAAAGCCAUUGAAAGUUUUGCAUGGAAUAUAACGGUGCUAAAGGUAAGCAGAAAAGGUACUCCCUUCUCAGCAAUAAUAAUUGGAUUUCUACAUUUGUUUGCAUUUCUAUCUAGUUGGAAACGGUUGCAAAUAUAAUGAUAGACGUGUGCUAAGAGAAACUAUAUCAGGAUGACAAAAAAGAAACAAUUAUAU
This is a messenger RNA of Alligator mississippiensis (American alligator), 3150 nucleotides long. It is a transcript of the gene PLCL1, whose product is annotated as phospholipase C like 1 (inactive). NCBI's taxonomy places the organism in Eukaryota, Metazoa, Chordata, Crocodylia, Alligatoridae. Gene Ontology annotation, molecular function: phosphatidylinositol-4,5-bisphosphate phospholipase C activity. The coding region runs from base 190 to 3093 and encodes 967 amino acids. The transcript is spliced from 5 exons. Gene Ontology annotation, biological process: intracellular signal transduction; lipid metabolic process. The record is from RefSeq and is a predicted model, not a curated record.